This is a messenger RNA of Meleagris gallopavo (turkey), 459 nucleotides long. Lineage: Eukaryota; Metazoa; Chordata; Aves; Galliformes; Phasianidae. The record is from RefSeq and is a predicted model, not a curated record.
CCGGAGAAAGGGAAAAACGGCAACGGAGGCAACAAGAGCUCGGCGACGGCGGCGCGGAGACGUAAAACCCAAAAGUUCCAAUACGGGAAUUACUGUAAAUAUUACGGCUACCGCAACCCGGAUUGCGAGGACGGGAGGUUGAAGGCGAUGAAAGCCGAGUGGUUCGCCGGCAAGGAGGUGUUGGAUGUGGGGUGCAAUGUGGGCCACGUGACGCUGAGCAUCGCCAAACGCUGGGGGCCCAGCAGGGUGGUGGGGUUGGACAUUGACGGAGCCUUGAUCCGCUCGGCGCGGCAGAACAUCCGGCAUUAUUUGUCCGAGGAAAUGGACGGUGGAGGGCGGGGGAGGAAGGGGUUCCCGGCGGCGCUGCUGGCCAGCAGGGGGCCCAUCGCUGCGCCCAGGCUGCCCCCCGACGGGCCCGGAGCCGCCGAUUUCCCACAUAACGUCGUCUUCGUGACGGUG